GGCAGGUCGCUCCGAAGCGGUGGCGGCGACGAACAGCAACGCAGCCAUAGCCCGAACAGAGCUUCGCUAAACUCGAGUCGAGAAGUGAGUACACGGUCGCAAGAAAGGGAGAAAAGCGUCGACGGCAGUGUAUACGUGCUGUAAGUUUGAGAGUGCUGCAAUUGUGUGAAAUUCGCCGCCUCGGACAGUAGAACUUCGACAGAAGAGCUUCUGCCGCUGGACGGCGGACACAAAGAAGAGAGAAAGACCUAGAGAGCGAACCCGAAUCGAAGAUAAUGCCUCAUGGUUAAUGCUGAACGGAUUGCAGUAUGUAUGCGCCGUGGUGCGUGUAAAUGUUGACCCAAGACAUACACAAUACUCCAGUCUGAUGCAUGGAUUUAACGUAAUAGGCUAGGUAUUUAAAUGAACUGUAAUAUUCAAGUGCGCUUGCCAAUGGAUGUGACAAGCGUGUGAUAUUUAGAUUUUUAAAGAUUAAAAAAGAAGAAAUGCUCAUUCGCAAAGCGAUUGUUGUGUUGACUGAAUUAAUAGUGCGCUCUACUUCUGGUAUUACAAUGUCUGUGAUCCUUGCUACACUGAAAUUUGAUUAUAUCGCAGACAAAUUCCACCAUGAUAAGAUUGUUUGCCUCAAAUAAGAUAUAACAAAUCUGAUAGAGAAAAUCCAAGACAAUUGUGCUACGAAUGGGAGUAAGAUAUAUAUAGCUAUAUGCACAUCAUCAUUGCAUUACUGUGCUUCCACAAAAAGUUAAAUCAUGCAGUCACCAUGAACCUUCUUUUAACUUGAACUUUUGCUGUGCUGUGCAAUGUGCUUGUGUUGAUUAUUUGUGUACAUGGGAGUCUGUUGCACAAAUCUAUUGAAGGACAAUUUUAGAUACAAAGUGGUAGUUUGACAUUCAAUAAAAUGGGGUGUGCUUGAGAGGCUGUAAGCCUGUCCAAUAUAUUUUAGAUUACAUAGGAUGGACAAAAGAGAGAACCUAUGUUCUGCGAAUUGAUGGGUAUAUGCUUUUCCUGUAGGAGAUCCACUAGUAACCGAAUAAACAACAAGAUCUCUGAGCAUAUUUCAGCAUCUGUAACUCCUCUCCAUGUUCGUCUUGAAGAACCAAGAAGACCAGAGUUGGGCUUGUGCGAUACCACAGCUCUUAGAUUACAGAGUGAAGGUGCAUACAGUAGCAGGGGAAUUGGUGAAGAGCCUGGUGAGGAGGAGAUUGGAACUGAGCUGCUGUCUGGAACAAGUGAGCUGAAACAGAAUCCAGCAGGAAUGGCCAAUACCAUAAGUAACAUGAAAAUGACAAACCCUAUUAAGGGCUUGGUCAGUAAACGCCGAAAGCGGUUUACCAAGGAUGGGUUUGAUCUAGAUCUUACAUAUAUAACCAGGAAAUUAAUAGCAAUGGGUUUCCCAGCAGAAAAGCUGGAAGGGGUGUACAGAAAUCAUAUUGACGACGUGGUAAAAUUGUUAGAAUCUAAACACAAAGACCACUACAAAAUAUACAAUCUCUGUUCGGAAAGAUCUUACGAUUGCAACAAAUUCAAACAGAGGGUGGCAAUUUAUGCAUUUGACGAUCAUAAUCCACCCAAAAUGGAAUUGAUCAAACCUUUCUGCGAAGACGUACACUCGUGGCUUACAGAAAAUGAGAACAACGUCGCAGCAGUUCACUGCAAGGCUGGAAAAGGACGGACAGGUGUCAUGGUAUGCUGCUACCUUCUCCAUAGUAGACAGUGCGAAACGGGCACAGAAGCCCUUAAUCUUUACGGAGAAAAAAGAACGACUGAUAGGAAAGGAGUAACGAUACCGUCUCAGAGGAGGUAUGUUAAUUACUACGCUACGCUUGUCCAAGAAAAUCUUAACUAUCAACCCGUAACUUUAACAUUGCGGGAAAUCAAACUGGAUCCGGUACCUGUUCUCAACGGAUGCCAGAGUUACCAUUUUGUGAUAUCUGAAGCUAAUAACAAAAUAUUUAGUUCAGAAACCUAUGAAGUGCGCAAAGGCAUCUCCUCACUUUCUAUCCCCCUUCAACAGAACGUUCAAAUUAAGGGAGACAUAAGGGUAGAUUUUUAUCAUGUACCCAAAGUAAAACGAAAACAGGAAAAGUUGUUUCACUUUUGGUUCAACACAUUUUUUGUACGCGAGUAUGUAAAUUCUGAAAGCGACAACGGAGGACCAAUUGAAAGGACGACUCGAGCGUUAAGCUGUGACGGAACUGCUAUGGAGUUACCGAUGGUUCACACAAAACCGAGAACAGGGUCGCUUGCAAGUUUAGGUCCUAUGCCUCCAACACUUCUAUUGGUCAUUGACAAGUUGGGUUUGGAUGGAGCUCACAAAGACAAAAACCACAAAAUCUACCAUGCGGACUUCAAGGUCAGUUUGUAUAUGCAACGAGCGGGCAGCAGCAUAGCGCUACCAGCGGUCUCACCACCACCCGUUGGACGACCCGGCGAGGGCAUACAAUUGGGUAUAGGUGGCCAAGAGACGCCGAGCGAGUCGAGCGAGGCCGAUAGCAGUGAGUGCGAUACCACGGGCGACGAGGACGGUUGGGAAUCGGCCUUUGUUCGAUUCGGGAUCGUAGGCAAACUAAAGCGAGUCCACAAACGAAUCAGACAUCAACGAGGAGACGACAAGCCGAAACUCAUGGUUAAGCGUUGAGAGUAUAAAAGAAGAGGAGUCGCGAUAUUUGGCGCGACGCUUUUUUAUCUUGUAACGUGUGUAAAGUAUGCCAGAAAGGCAAAGAGCGGAGAAAUAAAUUAUGAAUGUAAAGCGAUCGCAAGAAAAAGAGAAAUAGGAGGAGGAAGCGCGAGAAAGAGAAUACAAACUAUUUUCAUAAGAGAGAAAUUGUAAAAGUCAAUAUUAUACUUAGGUAUAGGAGCGAAGACAAGAGCUAGGCGAUUAAACAAAAGAGUCGGUAUGGAGAUUAUUGAAAAGCUGAUCAGCGUCGGACGUUUCAACGUGAUUUAUAUAUUAUAUGCGUCAACUCAUCCCGCACAUCUCUGCCGAAAGACGGCGGAAUCUCUAAUUAGCAUCCGAGCUCGUGCUACAAGUCCAAGAAAAUAAUCAGUGGCUAAGAAAAAAUGUUGAACUGAUAAAACAAAUAAUUAGCAAAAUUUUCUACUUAAUGAUUGUUGGAUAAGCCGUUUCUUCGAGCAAAAACACCGAUGGUUGUUCGGAAGAAAGAAAAGUAUGCGUAAUGAUAUUCAUUGUCAAUCGUACGUUCGAAAAAAACAAAUUGUCGCUGUGUUACGAUGCUCACAUAUACUUUAGCUUACUCCGCGCGGAGUACAAAUACAAACUUUUUUCUCUGUCACUGUUCUCUCAGAACCAGAUGCCACAUUUUGUUCAAACGCUUUUAUUUCUUUCCAUUUCGAUAGGUGUACUUGUACAAUUCUAAACUUGAGCAUCAUAACUCUCACAAUUUCCACUAAACUAAACUAAAAGAAAAAAAUACAAAAAUAGAUUAAAAAACUAAAAAGCUCAUUCACGGUGUAUAUCAAUCAAUUAGAAAAAAUAAAUAAAAUACUCGAUGUGAUAGGGCAAUUUUUAACGAUCAGCUGACCACUUAAUCUAAUCUAUGAACAUAUAUAGCAAGAAAAACGUAAGACAAUUUUCAAUGUGCUGGGAUGCGCGACUUUUAAUCAUAACGAAAGAAACGAAUACAGGAGCUAAUAAUGGGAAGUAACGAGCGGCUUAACACACUAUAACGUUAAAUCAAAGAUUUAUUUGCAUUAGGUUUGUUUGAAGCGAAGGAAUCUCUUUUAUACAGAGUAAUGAAGAAGACGGCGACGAAACAGAAUUAAAAGAAAUAAAUGUUUAAUACGAUUUGUAGAGAAAAAUCGUAUUAAUAUAUCAAUGCAACAAAAAACAAAAAAAAAUACAAAAAACAUAAAUACAAGAUUCUAUCUCUCGUAUUUUGUCAAGUGCAUGCGGGCGAGCUUGCGUGCGUGCGUGCGUGCGUGCGUGCGUGCGUGCGUGCGUGCGUGCGUGCGUGCGUGCGUGCGUGCGUGCGUGCGUGCGUGCGUGCGUGCGUGCGUGCGUGCGUGCAUGUAAAUGUGUGUGUGUUGAAUCAAAAAGAUGAGGUUUUGCUUGUCUUUGGGCAAAACAAUGACAGCGAGGGAAAUAAUGAGAAUGAGAGAAAGCGUCUAGACGAGCAUUUGCGCCGGAAAUUAUCUGAAAAAGUUUGCACGCCUUUUUUGUACUUGACAACUCGAAAUAACCACACAAACACAUCUACAUGUGAUGUAUCAUUUUUUGGAUGUCGUAUACGGUUAGAAAAACAAAUAACAAAAUAAAUAAGCAAAACGUGAUGUUUUCUAUUGUGUCCCUCAAUGUGUACAUAAUGUUUAAAUGACUCGACUAUAUCACUAAUGUGUAAACUGUAAGGUUUAAUGUGCAAUACAAAUGUUCCUUAAAGCUCAUCUCGAAAGAAUAACAAAAGUGAAGAAAAUCAUGCCGUUCGCUGACAAAAGUACAAAAAAAUAAAAGCAACUUUUUCAUAUAAUUGUCGUCGCAACUUAUCUAUAGCUAUACGUGGUCGGCGUAUGUCGUUAUGACUUUUCCUCGGAGAUGAAGGGCGGUCCUUAGUAUCAUCUCUGAAGAUUUGCCAGUAUACGUCAGGUCGCAAGUGUGCGGAACACAAGUUUUGUUUUGUAUUGACGAGGACGAUAUCUCCGUUGUAAGAAAGAAAGACAGAAAAGAGUUUGACUUUUUUUUUCACGCAGUCACGUGAAAGGCCAGCAUUACUGUCCGGAAGAAAGAAUUUAUCAGCGAGAAAGCUUUUUAUUUCACUAACUUAUUAUAAUAAGGAACGAUCAACAUUCGAUUACCAUGUUGUUCCAUGUAAUCUAUUUUAAUAAGAAAUAAAGCGCAUCACCAUGUUGGCUAACAAUGUGCUAUCUUAUUAUUUAUUUGUUUUCGUUUUUUUUUCAGUUUUUUUACGUUUUUGCAACAUG
This is a messenger RNA of Phymastichus coffea, 4935 nucleotides long. RefSeq names its product phosphatidylinositol 3,4,5-trisphosphate 3-phosphatase and dual-specificity protein phosphatase PTEN (gene Pten). Gene Ontology annotation, biological process: negative regulation of cell population proliferation; regulation of phosphatidylinositol 3-kinase/protein kinase B signal transduction; cell motility. The record is from RefSeq and is a predicted model, not a curated record. Gene Ontology annotation, cellular component: cell projection; cytosol; nucleus. Lineage: Eukaryota; Metazoa; Arthropoda; Insecta; Hymenoptera; Eulophidae. The coding region runs from base 974 to 2638 and encodes 554 amino acids. Gene Ontology annotation, molecular function: phosphatidylinositol-3,4,5-trisphosphate 3-phosphatase activity; protein tyrosine phosphatase activity. The transcript is spliced from 10 exons.